Rotaria socialis is the source of this 1710-nucleotide messenger RNA. The record is from the annotation of a GenBank genome assembly. Lineage: Eukaryota; Metazoa; Rotifera; Eurotatoria; Philodinida; Philodinidae.
AUGUCGUUCUUCUACUGGCUACUAUUCAACGUACUAGUCUUGAUCAAAAACAUUAAUAGUUCAUAUCAUGAAGAACAAUUAUUUAAAGAAUUAUUUCAAAAUUAUAAUCCAUUAAUACGUCCAGUACGAAAUGUUGAAGAUACCAUAACAGUAUCGUUUAGUAUUGCUCUAUUACAAUUAAUAAGCGUAGUUGAAAAAGAACAAGUACUUAAAACAAAUGUUUGGCUACAAGUCGGAUGGCAUGAUUACCAAAUGCAAUGGAAACGAGAGAAAUAUGGUGGCAUUCAAUCAAUACGAGCGCCACCAAGUCAAGUUUGGACACCUGAUAUUGUUCUAUUUAAUAAUGCUGAUGGUAAAUAUGAAGUAUCAUUUAAAUCUAACGUUGUUAUUUAUCAUGAUGGCUAUGUGAAUUGGGUUCCACCAGCUAUAUAUAAAUCAAGUUGUUACAUCGAUGUAAAAUUUUUUCCAUUUGAUAAACAAGUUUGUGAAUUGCGUUUUGGUUCGUGGACAUACGAUCAACGGCAAUUGAAUUUUACUUAUUAUGAAGAAAAAAUUCGACAUGUGACUAUAAAAGAUUAUGUCGUUAGUGGUUCAUGGGAUCUUCUCGAUGGUCCUAUGACAAUUCAGCAAUCAUCCUAUGUACCACCUCCAAACGAUGGCAAUGAUACAAUUGAAUUGACGGUAAAUCCGCGGUUUGAAAAAGCCGACGGACGUGACCGUGUGGAAUUUGUUUGUACACUUAUUAUAAAACGUAAAACGCUUUUUUAUACAGUUAACUUGAUUAUACCGACGGUGCUUAUUUCAUUUUUAUCGGUGUUCGUCUUUUAUUUGCCUACAGAUGCUGGUGAAAAAAUGACAUUAUCCAUUUCAAUUUUGCUCGCACUUGUUGUGUUUCUUUUACUUAUAUCAAAAAUUUUACCACCAACAUCUAUUGUUAUACCAUUAAUAGCUAAAUAUCUUCUAUUUACAUUUAUAAUGAAUAUAAUAACCAUAUUUUUUACUGUUGUUAUUAUUAAUUACAACUAUCGUACGCCGCGUACACAUAAAAUGCCGAAUUGGAUAAGACGUUUAUGUAUUGACAUUUUGCCUCGAAUACUUCGUAUGGAACGACCAAAAAAAUAUGAGAAAGACGAUAGUUUAGGAACAUCGGAAGCCGAUAGGGAAAAACAGACGAUGUUAAAUUAUAUUCAGGCAUCACGUGCACUAUCAAUAGCAUCACCAAUCAUGAUGAAUCAUAAUGACGAUAAGAAUGUUGAUGUAAACAAUCAUCAAGAUGAACAGUUAGAAUUAAAACAACGUAAUAUAACAAAAAAUAAACAUCAUCAUCAUCAUCAUCAUCAUCAUCAUAGUCGACAUUCAUCAAAACGGCAUCACCAACAGAAUAUGAAUCAAUCAUCAACAACUGAUGAUGAUGAUAAUAAUUUAACAGCAGACGAACUUGAUCUUUUAUUAACUAAAGAAGCCUAUGAAGCAGCAGAAGAUCUUAGUUUCAUUGCCAAUCAUAUGCGAUCUGCUUGUCAUUAUGAAGGGAUUCGAGACGAUUGGAAAUAUAUUGCAUCAGUUAUCGAUCGAUUACAAUUAUUCAUUUUCUUUGCUGUUACUGCGCUUGGAACACUGAAAAUUUUAUUCGAUGCACCAGAUAUUCUUAAAGUUAUCGAUCAAAAUGCGCUUCUUAAAAAAUGGGAUCCAAAGUUUGGUACAAAUAGUUGA